AUGAGAACUUCCCGUGAUUCCAGCGAGGAUGCCCUCCCUUCUGACUCUCCCAUGCCAGCUUCUCACCUUGAGCGACGUCUCGAUGCUGCCCUGGAGAAAAGACGGGCUCAGUUUAAACUACGAGAUCUGAAGUCUAGUCCUCUGGGAUCAGUGGAUCUUUCAUCCAAUGACUUCUUAUCCCUGUCAACCAACAACGAAUUUAUGCGAGACUAUCUGGACACUUUGAGGGAAACCCAGACUCCUCUGGGCUCAACAGGAUCCAGACUUCUCGACGGCAAUUCAGAAUACGCCGAAACUCUCGAACGAGAGAUUGCUUCCUUCCAUGGUGCCGAAACUGGCCUCCUGACCAAUUCCGGCUUUGAUGCCAACGUCAGCAUUUUUGCCUAUCUUCCUGCACACGGAGAUGUCAUUGUUUACGACGAGCUGAUUCAUGCCAGUGUUCACGAUGGCAUGAGACAAUCGAGAGCCAAAGAUCAGAUAUCAUUCAAGCACAAUGACGUCCAAGAUCUGCACCGCAUAUUAAAGCAGAUUGUUAACUCUUCCGGUUCGACCCGAACUGUUUUUGUUGCGGUGGAGACUGUUUACAGUAUGGAUGGGGACCUUGCUCCAUUGACUGAAAUCGUCGAAUUGAUAGAGUCGGUGUUUUCUCACAAAAAUGCUCACCUCAUCAUCGACGAAGCUCAUGCCACCGGUAUCUAUGGACCUAAUGGAUCAGGAAGAGUCUGUGAACUCGGUCUUGAGAAACGAGUUUCUGUCCGCCUUCACACUUUCGGCAAGGCCCUUACCACCAAUGGAGCCAUCAUCCUAUGCUCUCCGACCAUUCGCCUCUAUCUUAUCAACUACGCGCGACCUUUGAUUUACACAACCUUCAUGUCCUAUCCCACUCUUGUUGGCAUUAGAACAGCGUACACGUGGCUCCGAAUGGGAAAAACGAAUCUGCUUGCCGCAAAAUUGUACCACUUAAUCAAUCAUCUCUACGCCAAACUACAGUCCCUCGAGGGUGUUAUCCGACAUAGCUCGAAUAGCUCAGGCAUUCCUCUCAUUACGCUUCCCACCACGUGUCCGGAAUCGCCUAUUUUCGCCUUACUCAGCCCCCACCCUCGAUCUCUGGCGGCCCAUUGCCAGUCUGCAGGAUUCAUUGUUCGUCCUGUGGUCUCACCAACAGUACCCAAAGGAACUGAGCGGGUAAGGAGCAAAGACAAGUAA
Molecule: messenger RNA, 1206 nt
Organism: Rhinocladiella mackenziei CBS 650.93
Lineage: Eukaryota; Fungi; Ascomycota; Eurotiomycetes; Chaetothyriales; Herpotrichiellaceae
Exons: 4
Coding region: 1-1206 (401 amino acids)
Biological process (GO): biosynthetic process
Molecular function (GO): pyridoxal phosphate binding
Source: RefSeq, a predicted model, not a curated record